Clonostachys byssicola is the source of this 522-nucleotide messenger RNA. NCBI's taxonomy places the organism in Eukaryota, Fungi, Ascomycota, Sordariomycetes, Hypocreales, Bionectriaceae. The record is from the annotation of a GenBank genome assembly.
AUGUCAUCCUGGGUUGGCGACUGGGGUUUCGAGCCUGAGGUUGCCAACCUUCUUGAACAUGCUACCUUGCCUGAAUCAAGAUCAUUGGGUAAAACUUCAGACGCAAGUAUUGCCAUGGCUGGAGAGGUUAUGAGUGCUGCCAUAGUUGAGAGCCCCGAAUUUGACUUCAAUGACUAUUUUGAAAGUGCCAACUGUGCCGAUCUAUUAGAAAUCCACCAAGGGGGUCGUCUUGAUGGACUUCCAUAUCUGGCCCUCGAGUCGCAUGAGAUAAAAAGUAGUUCUCAAUUUAAUGGUGCCAUUGACGAUCGCAUCGGUGUCAACUGGCUAAUCGACGAUCGUCGAUCCGAAACAAUAACAACAAGUAGUGGAGAUCAGAGUCAAGAUAUUGAACGAGACGUGGGUAUGAGUUUCGAAGAUUGGCCUUCUUGUUUGGAUUUGGACCUCUUUGAGUCGGAGCCGUUUGCCUGUCUUCCCAGCAACAUGAUUGCUGCGUUCUCUCCUCAAGCCCCAGCUGUUCCAUAG